AUGCAGUUCGCUUUAGUCUCAGUUCUUUUCGCCGUUGGCGUCUUUGCGAAGAAUGGUUGUGGAUUUCCCGACGGCCCAGACUGCGUCUCACUGGGCAAGGGAAGCGACGGCCUGGAGGUAUUCCGUGAUAAUGACGGCUGCUGCCUCCUCCCUGCCCGUUGCGGUAAUGAAGCCGGCGUUAACUGUCGUCGCGAGAACGAGGGCCCCGAUGGUCUACCGAUCAACACAAAGAGGGUUGCGCACCGUCGCAGGGCUCAGAAGGACUACCGGGCAUAG
Molecule: messenger RNA, 276 nt
Organism: Fusarium oxysporum Fo47
Lineage: Eukaryota; Fungi; Ascomycota; Sordariomycetes; Hypocreales; Nectriaceae
Exons: 2
Coding region: 1-276 (91 amino acids)
Source: RefSeq, a predicted model, not a curated record